AUGUUGCAGAUAUUUUCUGUGAGAACGUCAAGGUUCAUCGUGUUCCACUUAACCAACCGUUCCUCGACGUUCUUCACGCUGUCAUCACCCUGGCAUGAACGGAAUACAAAAUUGGUCGGCUCCUUGGAUUCUGAUAAUACGGUGAUCUAUUUUAUCUUCCACGAUGCUCACUAUGUACCAAUAAAGGAGAAAUCUGAUCCAGUUAGGCCUCGAUGCAUAGACAGCACCGCAUCGAUAGCGGAGACGGAACUGUCUCAUUAUAAGCAGCAUGUUCAGGUCUGUUGCUGCUUGUGUCCCGUCACCCAUUCUCACUAUCUCGUCACUAACGGUUUCAAAAUGAUGCCUCACAGAGACUCUGACGGCGAAGACUUCGAAGCUGAGCUCAAUGCAGUCAGCGAUGCUGAAGAUUCAGACUCUGAAGGCUUGAGUGACGAUGAUCUGGGAACGUUGAGGGCAGUCCUAACUGUUCCUCAGCCUGAUGCACCAAUGCACGAAGUUCGCAAGCCUGAUGUUGACCCACGCAGUUCUUCGCGUUGGGCAUCUCCCGAGGCCAAGCUCGAUGGUUCUAUGGCCGAAUUGUACCAGUGUGUGCCCCAGGAUCUCCACAAGUCCAUGGAGAAGUACACGGCCUUUGAUUCCUUGUUUCGUGCUGCAGUUAGCGCAGAGCGUUCAAACAUUGUACAUGCUAUCAAGAGUUGCGCAGGCAUUAUCUUUUCAGAUCUCAAGCUGGAUCCAUCGCUCUUUGCAUCUCAGACAGAUAGUCUGGUCCUUGUCAAAAUCAUUUGCGUCGAGAUAUUCGGGAAGAAGGUCCUGUCUGGGAAGAUCAAAGGUCAGAAGGCCAGGGGCCAGCGUUGCAAUGUGCAGUGUGUAACCAAAGGGUUGAUUGCGGGUGCCGCUGUUAUGGCGCGUUUUUUGUUGACGCACGAUCCUGAAUUCACAGCGACGGGUGCCGAGACCAAGAUCAAUUACCAAGCCGACUACGAUUUCUACCUAGAGCGCUUAUUCAAGCGCACACCAUGGGCCUGUAGUGUCAUGAACUUCUUCAAUAAGGAAGUCUUCAACAUCACCAGCCCGUCUCAUGCACCAGCCUCUGAUGACUCUUAUACCAUCCCUCAACCUCGCACAUGGGAGGACGACCUUCUUGAUGAACUCGAUGCUCCUAUAAUCACUCAGGUUUCGACUCCGACGACUCGCACUCCUUCACCUGCCGCUAGCUCGGCAAUAGUCGAUGUCACGUCCAGCUACCACACGUCCAUGUCCAUCAACCAAGGACAAUCUGUGUCCACAACGUCGCAGCUGCAACUUGGUGUUAGUCGGUUGUCACUGGGUAACCAUGAGCCGCCUGUAUCAGGGACUCACAGUGCAUCUUCUCGUCAAUUUCUACUCCCAGUUGCUCAGCCCCCCGUACCAGUGACUCACAGCGCAUCUUCUCCUCAAUCUCGACUCCUGGUUCCCGAGCCUUCUGUAUCAGUGUCAAUGACCCACAGCGCAUCUUCCUUUCAGGCUCAACUCCCAGUUCCCGAGCCACCUUUCGUGUCGGAGCCUGACAAGGCUACACGUGUCACUCACCAUGGCAGCACCAGAGCAGUUGCUCCUACCAAGGCCAGAAAGGGGAAGGGGAAGCGCUGA
This is a messenger RNA of Suillus fuscotomentosus, 1629 nucleotides long. RefSeq lists its product as uncharacterized. Bases 1 to 1629 code for a protein of 542 amino acids. Lineage: Eukaryota; Fungi; Basidiomycota; Agaricomycetes; Boletales; Suillaceae. The transcript has 11 exons. The record is from RefSeq and is a predicted model, not a curated record.